AUGGCAAACAUAGUCUGGGGCAAUGGCUUUGGUGUCUUUGAGGCUCCGUGCCGCCUUGACUGCAGCAUCUUCCAAGCACCAGCUCAAAAUGGUCUCACAACCAUGGUCGGGCGUUUCUACACGUGGCUGAACACUCUCCGCACGGAAGUCGAGGCAGCUUCAGUCGGCGGUGGUACGGGAACCUGCGGGAUUCCUGGAGACCGUGUGACAUAUGUGAUGCAUCUGCUUGACACUUUUUUUCCUAUUAAUGGACGUGUUGACAUCUCAUGUCAUCCUGGAGACUACGCCAACAUACGAGACCCUGAUCCCGUGACCGUGCCAUGGGGUCCUAACAACCGGGACUUGAAGAUCAUCGAUGGGCCUGCAGCCCUUGGCUACAUAUUCAGCGUCGCAACGCCCCCUAACGGCGCCACCUACGACAACUAUCUUGUGCCGCUACAAGCAAUCUACAGUCGCUGCCUCUAUCUAGCGUAUAUUCGCAAGAUCGGGAACCCCGAGCCAGUCAAUAACGUUGGUGACCCCCCUGCCAUGAGCUCUUGUAUCUACUUCCGCGACGCAGACAAUCAAUUGUGGUUCCUCCUCGGCAGCACAUAUAUUCUCACAUAUGCUGUGGAUGGGUCUGAUACAGCCGAUCAUAAUGCCAAGAGACGCCUGAUGAAUGGCUGGAGACGAGAGCAGAUUCUUAACCCGGCGUUACAGUCAUACAAUCCCAAUCGCCGCCUUCCCCCAAUUCCUCAUGUUCUGCCACCUGUUCUGGAACUAGCUGUUGCCGAGGCUAUCUGGAAGAGCCUUUUCAAUACGCCCCUUGGAAUUGAUAAUGCUAUUACCUACAACACAAAUCUCCCAGCUCUGGACCCCUGGAUAACUGUGCCCGAGAAUCUCGCAGAUGCCCAGUUCCAGCUCGUUAGGACAGCGGUGAACGCUGCGUGGAGGGCUGUCCCGAACCCUCAAGAUCUUGUGCCCUUCCCCCGCACAGGACACUGGGAUAGGGGCCCAUUCAAGAAUGCCCUGCGCGCAGCGCUAUUGAACGUUGUGCGGCUUCGGUGGGAGUUAGGCAUUAACCGCAAUGAUAUUGCUAUACAGGCUGCAUACAGACAGGUGUUUGACAUUGUGUUUGUUCCAAGGAUGUUCCAGCCCACUGCGAAUAACAAACCUAACACUCUACUUCCGGAAUUCGAUCCUGGACAAGUUCUACCGAAUUACAUGGCCCUGAAAGACACACUCUUCGCCACUCUCUAUGGGCCCGCCAACACAAGCCCUGUUCUUCGCAUGCUGGAUAAUUUAUAUACCUGGGUUAACAAUGGAAAUGACUACCUUGCAUUUGCAGGGCCAUCGGUUCAAAGGUAUGGCCGUUGUGCAGAGACAUACCCUAUUGCAGGCCGCAUUACACACCAGAACGAGCUCUUCCAGGUGCACCCAAUCCAUCCCAAGUUCGCGGAUUCGCAAUGGAGGUCAGGAAGUUUAACAAUAGUGUCGACGGAAUAA
Molecule: messenger RNA, 1485 nt
Organism: Trichoderma asperellum CBS 433.97
Lineage: Eukaryota; Fungi; Ascomycota; Sordariomycetes; Hypocreales; Hypocreaceae
Source: RefSeq, a predicted model, not a curated record